CGGUGUGACGGUGUUGGUGGCAGUGACGGUGUCGGUGACGGUGUCGGUGCCGGUGUGACGGUGCCGGUGACGGUGUCGGUGACGGCGAGGGUGUGGGCGCCGGGUGCCAUUGUGCGCGGGGCGGGGGCCGCGGCACUUCCCGUGGGGGUCGGGGCCGAGGAAGCGCCGGCGCCGCCGGGGUCGGCCAUGGGGAACCUGCCCUCGGCGCUGCCCGCGGCCGCGCGCUCCUGCGGCCUCUGCUCCCGCCAGCCCCACGGCGAGGACGGCGCCGAGGCCCUCGGCCCCGCGCCCCCCCCCCGCCCGGCGGAGCCCCCCCGGUUCGCGCGGCUGAAGAACUGGCAGACGGGGAGCAUCGGCUACGACACGCUCUGCGCCGAGGGGCUGCCGGAGGGCCCGUGCUCGGGGCGCCGCUGCCUGGGCUCCCUGGUGCUGCCGCGGCCGCUGCCCCCCCCCGAGGGCCCCCGGCCCCCCCAGGAGCUGCUGGCGCUGGCGCGGGACUUCAUCACCCAGUACCACCGCUCCCUGCGACGGGAGAACUCGCCGGCGCACGCCCAGCGGCUGCGGGAGGUGGAGGCCGCCAUCGCCGCCACCGGCACCUACCGGCUGCUGGGCCCCGAGCUGGCCUUCGGCGCCAAACAGGCCUGGCGCAACGCCGCGCGCUGCGUGGGGCGCAUCCAGUGGAACAAGCUGCAGGUGUUCGACGCGCGGGACUGCGCCAGCGUGGGGGAGAUGUUCGGGUUCCUCUGCUCCCACAUCCAGUUCGCCACCAACCGCGGCAACAUCCGGUCGGCCAUCACCAUCUUCCCCCCGCGGACCCCCGGCCGCGGCGAUUUCCGCAUCUGGAACCCGCAGCUGAUCCGGUACGCGGGGUACCGCCAGCCCGACGGCUCCGUGCGCGGGGACCCCGCCAACGCCGACAUCACCGAGCUCUGCAUCCAGCACGGCUGGACCCCCGGCGGCGGCCGCUUCGACGUGCUGCCGCUGCUGCUGCAGGGCCCCGAGGAGCCCCCCGAGCUCUUCCCGCUGCCCCCCGAGCUCGUCCUGGAGGUGCCGCUGCAGCACCCCACGCUGCCGUGGUUCGGGGCGCUGGGGCUGCGCUGGCACGCGCUGCCGGCCGUGUCCAACAUGCUGCUGGAGAUCGGGGGGCUGCAGUUCCCGGCCGCCCCCUUCAACGGCUGGUACAUGAGCAGCGAGAUCGGCGCCCGCAACCUCUGCGACCCCCAGCGCUACGACCUGCUGCCGGAGGUGGCGCGGCGCAUGGGGCUGGACACGGGCACCACCACGUCCCUCUGGAAGGACCGGGCCGCGCUGGAGGUGAACGUGGCCGUGCUGCACAGCUUCCAGGUGGCCAAGGUGACCAUCGUGGACCACCACGCGGCCACCGAGUCCUUCGUGAAGCACAUGGAGAACGAGCUGCGCACGCGGGGGGGGUGCCCGGCCGACUGGGCCUGGAUCGUGCCCCCCAUCUCGGGCAGCCUCACCCCCGUCUUCCACCAGGAGAUGGUCAACUACCAGCUCUGCCCCACCUUCCGCUACCAGCCCGACGCCUGGAAGGUCUACGUCUCCAAGGGCACCACCGUCACCAGGCGAAAGACCUUCAAGGAGGUGGCCAACGCCGUGAAGAUCUCGGCCAAGCUCAUGGGCCACGUGAUGGCGCGGCGGGUGAAGGCCACCAUCCUCUACGCCACCGAGACCGGCAAAUCCCGCACCUACGCCUGGAACCUCUGCCAGCUCUUCCGCCGCGCCUUCGACCCCAAGGUGCUGUGCAUGGAUGAGUACGACGUGGUGGCCCUGGAGCACGAGACCCUGGUGCUGGUGGUCACCAGCACCUUUGGGAACGGGGACCCCCCGGAGUGCGCGGAGAGCUUCUCCAAGGCGCUGAUGGAGAUGACCUCGCCCUACACCAGCAGCUCCCAGGCUGAGCCCCCCAAGAGCUACAAGCUGCGGUUCAACAGCGUCUCGCAGUCGGACCAGCUGGUGGCCUCCUGGAAGAAGAAGCGGCGGCAGCUGAGCAACACCGACAGCGCCGGCACCCUGGGCGCCCUGCGGUACCCGCACCCCACACACCCCACACACCCCACACACCCCCCACGGGACGGGGCACCCUGGGCGCCCUGCGGUACCCGCACCCCACACACCCCACACACCCCCCACACCCCACACACCCCCCAUGGGACGGGGCACCCUGCUCCCACAGGAGCUCCCGCAGCACCCGCAUCACACACGCCACACACAGCACCCGCAGCGCCCGCAGCGCCCGUGUCACAUGCAGCACCCGCGUCACGUGCAGCACCCGCUGCACAUGCAUCACACACAACACCUGCAUCACAUGCGUUACACGCAGCACCCGCAGCACUCACAGCACCCGCAGCACCCGCAUCACCCACAGCACCUGCAUCCCCUGCAGCACCAGCAGCAUCCGCAUCAGCCGCAUCACCCGCAUCACACACAGCAUCCACAUCACAUGCAUUGCAUGCAGCACAUGCAGCACUCACAGCACUUGCAGGACUUGCAGCACCCACAGCACCCGCGUCACAUGCAUCACCUGCAGGACACACAGCUCCUGCAGCACCCGCAGCACCCGCAUCACCCACAUCACACGCAGCGACCGCAUCACAUGCAUUACAUGCAGCACCUGCAGCACCCACAUCACAUGCAUUACCCGCAGCACACGUGGCUCCUGCAGCACCAGCAGCACCUGCAUCACCCGCAGCACCCGCAUCACCCGCAGCACCCGCGUCACAUGCAUCACCUGCAGGACACGCAGCGCCCGCAGCGCCCACAUCACAUGCAGCACCCACAGCACCUUCAUCCCCCACAGCACCCACAUCGCACGCAGCGCCCGCAUCACACGCAUUACAUGCAGCACUCGCAGCACCCACAGCACCCGCAUCGCAUGCAUCACCCGCAGCGCCCGCAGCUCCUGCAGCACCCACAGCACAUGCAUCACGCACAGCACCUGCAUCACACGCAUUACAUGCGGCCCCCGCAGCCCCCGCAGCCCCCACCCCGUCUGUCCCGUGGCCGCGGGAGGGGGCAGGAGCUGCCCCGGGGGGGUCUCCCACCCCUGAACCCCACUUGUAACGGCCCUGACCCCCCCCCAGCUCACCCUGCCCCAACCACAGCCCCCCCGCCUCACCCCCAGCCCUGGGUCCCCCCCCCACCCCCGGGUACCCCCCCCCAAGCCCUGAGCAUCCCCCU
Molecule: messenger RNA, 3201 nt
Organism: Chroicocephalus ridibundus (black-headed gull)
Lineage: Eukaryota; Metazoa; Chordata; Aves; Charadriiformes; Laridae
Product: nitric oxide synthase 3-like
Exons: 15
Coding region: 187-3084 (965 amino acids)
Biological process (GO): nitric oxide biosynthetic process
Molecular function (GO): FMN binding; nitric-oxide synthase activity
Source: RefSeq, a predicted model, not a curated record